Messenger RNA from Cladophialophora immunda, 1852 nucleotides. RefSeq lists its product as uncharacterized. Lineage: Eukaryota; Fungi; Ascomycota; Eurotiomycetes; Chaetothyriales; Herpotrichiellaceae. Bases 13 to 1548 code for a protein of 511 amino acids. The transcript is spliced from 2 exons. Gene Ontology annotation, molecular function: protein binding. The record is from RefSeq and is a predicted model, not a curated record.
GACUCGGCAGCUAUGUCGUUCGGGAAUCUACCAUCCGAGGUACAAUCUCAGAUCAUUGGGCUAGUUGCAGACAACUCAUCAUGGAGAGAAGGAUUACGUCUUCGAGGUGUUAGCCGUCUGUUCGAUCGCGAAAUCCAGGCACAAUACUUUGAUUUCGGCAAAAUCCACACCAGCAUGGACGAAGAUAAAGAUCAACUGACGCUGAAAAUGGGGCCCCAGCACUUAUAUCGAUUACUUAAAGGACAGAUAUGCGCCCGACGGCCGAGAACGGCCUUGAUUACACAACUAAAAGGUGCGGUGAAAAUCCUGUUGUCAACCCCCACUUUCUAUGUGCCCGACGAUUCCGAAGCAAGAAAGGUCGACACGGUCAAUGGCACAAUACGACUCGAGCCGGGAGAUCGCACGUCUUAUGCUACAAACAUGGUCGCCCUGGGAGUUCUCCAUUUCCUGACCGGAGGAAGAGCUCCCUUGUGUGAACAGAUAGCUCGCAUGACCAGAAGUCCACUUCAGAUCGACUCUCUUUCCUGGGCCCUCGUGACUGCGAUUUCCAUGAAAGACACUUCCACCAUCGAAGCUCUUGUACAGAAAGAGCCUCAACUGAGCGUUCGGAAGCAUGUCCUUGCCGAUCCCCUACGCUUUGCAGUGACCAGCCAGUGGUACACUAUGGUCCGAUACCUCCUACAGCACGGCGCGGACGUGAAUACGCCACAUAAUCAUUCGCAUUGUUCCCCAAAAUGCGAGCGGAUGCUUAUUGAGCUCCCGAGUUACUCAGGAGAUGUCAGAAUGGUCGCGCUACUGCUAGAACCCCAAUACAGCCUUAAACUCGACGGAGCAGAUUGCGAUAGAUAUUUGUGGUCGACCAUACGGAAGCUUGCUGCGAGCCACACUGACGGAACUAGUCCUAGUGCUAGUACCUAUAUCGACAUCGUGCGCUUGUUUUUACAGACAAUACACCCAAACAACCAAGCUUCUGUUCAGCACCUCGUCGUGCAUCUCGCUGUUGUAUAUGACGUACCGGAACUGAUUCCGGUGGUUGUUGAGAUGGGCUUUGAUGUGAAUGAGACAGAGGCUGGUCGGACGCACCUAGUCUUUGCUGUAAGCCGUGGUCAAAACAAGGUGGUCAAUGUUCUCCUCGACCAUGGCGCGCGGCACGGCCCUCAGAGUGCCUUUGACGCUGUAAAAGCAGCCUGCAUAAAUGGAAGGGCAAGUUCCCUUCGCAUCUUGCUCAAUCGAGUGACUACUAUUGACGAAUAUGGUCAUGCAUUGGCAGCUGGUCAUUUCCUACUCGCUGCCAAGGCAAGCUGGAGCGACCCCGAGACGAUGUCGCAUUAUAUUGAGGUAUUGGAUUGUCUCUCUGAACAUGGAUUGGAUCUCAAUUCAGCCAACUGUGGUGUCAAGGCUCUAACAUUUGCCCUUGAACACAAGCACAACGUGCUUAUGACGAAUCUUCUCGAGAAGGGGAUUUCGCUCCCCGAUGCAGAGUUAGCACUGGCACAGAGAGUCAGGCAACCUUUGCCGGACUUCAAUUUAGGAGAACACUACUUUUAGCGGUAUCAAGAACAUUCUCUCAAGAGGACGGCAUCUGCACACGUGAGCUUCCGCGUCAGUGCUUCCCCAGGGUGAGCUGGGUGAGCUGAAGAUGACUCGGAGUCAAGUGGGGACGCUCCUGUGAGGCAACGGUGUGUGAAGAGUGCGAUUGGGGUGAGCGAAAGGAUGAGAGAGGCUCGCCGCAGUGGGCAAUUGUCAAUAACUUGAAGUUGAAGUAUCUGCGCCAUAAAACUGGUCGAGUUCGAAAUUGGUACAAAGGUGGUGUGCUUUUGGAAGAAACGACUCGUAGCGUGAUGGAAUUUAC